AUGUUAGGAAUGGAUGUCAUAUGUCAAGCUAAGUCUGGGAUGGGUAAGACAGCAGUGUUUGUUCUAUCUACCCUGCAUCAGAUUGAGCCCGUUUCUGGUCAAAUUGCUGUACUUGUCCUUUGCCACACAAGAGAACUAACUUACCAAAUCUGCCAUGAAUUUGAGAGGUUCAUUACUCAUUUACCUGAAGUUAAAGUUGCUGUAUUCCACGGCGGUGUGAACAUUAAGAUCCACAGAGAUUUGUUGAAGAAAGAAUGCCCUCAUAUUGCUGUGGGAACUCCUGGAAGAAUAUUGGCUCUUGUCAGGGAUGAGGAUCUCGGUUUGAAGAAUGUGAGGCAUUUUAUUCUUGAUGAGUGUGACAAGAUGCUUUGGGCAGGUGAUAUGAGGAAAGAUGUUCAACAAAUUUUCAAGAGGACCCCUCAUGAUAAGCAAGUUAUGAUGUUCUCGGCUACUCUCAGUAAGGAGAUGCGACCAGUUUGCAAGAAGUUUAUGCAAGAUCCUGUGGAAAUUUAUGUAGAUAAUGAAGCCAAGUUGACUCUCCAUGGGCUUGUACAGUAUUACAUCAAAUUAACUGAGGUAGAGAAGAACCGAAAGUUGAAUGACCUUCUUGAUGCCUUGGAUUUCAACCAAGUUGUCAUUUUUGUCGAAAGCAUAAAAAGAGCAGCUGAGCUGAAUAGGUUGAACCGUUACAAAAUUUUCAAAGAGGGUCUCAAAAGAAUUCUUGUCGCAACUGAUUUGUUUGGAAGGGGAAUUGACAUGGAGCGUGUCAAUGUUGUUGUUAACUAUGAUAUGCCAGAUUCUGCAGACACUUACUUGCACAGGGUAGGUCGAGCUGGUCGAUUUGGCUCGAAAGGACUUGGCAUUACGUUUGUGUCUUCUGCUUCCGAUUCUCGCGUUCUUAAUCAGGUUCAGCAAAGGUUUGAAGUGGAUAUAAAGGAGAUUCCAGAACAAAUUGAUGCUACUACAUAUGGUAUAUAUGCUACCUCUUACUGGUUUGCUUUUAACUGUCUCGUGAGCUCGAACUGUGCUUGA
Molecule: messenger RNA, 1032 nt
Organism: Fraxinus pennsylvanica
Lineage: Eukaryota; Viridiplantae; Streptophyta; Magnoliopsida; Lamiales; Oleaceae
Source: the annotation of a GenBank genome assembly